GAUGCAAUGUUGAUGGGAAAAGGAUGGAGAGGUGGCUCGUCGGAUUACAUAAUUGGUUUGAUGUAGUGCGUGUAUAAAGAUCGAUGGCUAUAAAAGCAGUAAGAUGAAAGAACCGAUCCACAGUAUAAUCUCGGAGUUAACGAGCACUCCACAAUGGUUAGUGAAACAGCAAGGAGUUUUAGAGCCUUGCUAUUGCUUUUAUUUGUCGGUGCCCUUUCGGCAGCGCCGACUAUAGAAGAUGCGGAGAACACUACUUUAUCGACGGAACUCAAGCCUCCUCCUUACCCGCAAAAGGAAGAGGACCAUUACUAUAUGGUGUUCGUUAUAAAUAUUUUUGGCGUGAAAAAUGUUACCGGUGAAACGUCCGAUGAAAUUUUGGAAAACGAUAUCGUUCAUCAUGUCCCGCAAUUAACAGAUCCGUUGGCGACUCUGCUUCUAAUCAUCGACGUCGACGAGAACGAUGAAGAUACGGAUGAAGCGGUGGAUCUGGAUGAAGUUGCGGAAGAUCUGAUUAAGGAUGAGGAGGAUUUCAACGUGGAGAAGAUCAAUUAUGGCGGUGAAACGAAAGUAUUGAGGCUGAAGCUCUCUAAGGAGGAAGGAGAAAGCAUAUUUCCCUCGAAAUCGAAAUUGGAAAAAUUGAAGAAAAUCCGCAACAAGAGGACACUUUGUGUCAAGUGUGGAGGAGGAUCCGGAGGACUUGGAGGUGGAGGAGGAUUUGGUGGUGGAUUCGGUGGUGGAUUCGGUGGUGGAGGAGGCAAGCCUGGAUGUGCAAGUGGUAGUUGUGGUGGUGGUGGCUAUCCUGGUGGAGGAAAUGUUUAUCCUGCUGGUGGUGGCUAUUAUCCUGGUGGAGGAGGUGGUUAUCCUGGCGGUGGUGGCAAAUAUGGAUGUGCAGGUGGUAGUUGUGGUGGUGGUGGCGGCUAUCCCGGUGGAGGAGGCGGUUAUCCAGGGCAUUCAAGAAUAGAUGUUAUACCAGUUAUUGUUGUACCCGUUGCAGGUGGUGGAUAUCCAUCAGGGGGUGGUGGAUAUCCAUCAGGGGGCGGUGGAUAUCCGUCCGGAGGCGGUGGAUAUCCAUCCGGAGGUGGUGGAUAUCCAUCCGGAGGUGGUGGUUGCAGCACAUGUUCCAGUGGCGGAAGUUCAUAUGCUUCGGCAUCGGCAAAUGCAAACGCACAAGCAGGAAGUGGCAAAUGGGGAUACAUAUAAAUAUAAAUUUAAUGGAAUAUAAGAACAACGAAAAUAUUCCACAUUACAUGCUGCC
Messenger RNA from Apis dorsata (giant honeybee), 1255 nucleotides. Its product is annotated as loricrin-like. The record is from RefSeq and is a predicted model, not a curated record. NCBI's taxonomy places the organism in Eukaryota, Metazoa, Arthropoda, Insecta, Hymenoptera, Apidae. The coding region runs from base 154 to 1200 and encodes 348 amino acids. The transcript is spliced from 6 exons.